Pseudozyma flocculosa PF-1 is the source of this 2823-nucleotide messenger RNA. RefSeq lists its product as uncharacterized. NCBI's taxonomy places the organism in Eukaryota, Fungi, Basidiomycota, Ustilaginomycetes, Ustilaginales, Ustilaginaceae. The record is from RefSeq and is a predicted model, not a curated record. The transcript has 3 exons. Gene Ontology annotation, cellular component: GID complex; extrinsic component of membrane. The coding region runs from base 1 to 2823 and encodes 940 amino acids. Gene Ontology annotation, biological process: protein targeting to vacuole; protein catabolic process in the vacuole; negative regulation of gluconeogenesis.
AUGACGCCCGGUCCGUCGUCGAUGCCCCAGCUGAGCCCGCAGGCCACUCACGAGGGGGGCGAUCCCCUGUCGGCCAGUGUUGCCUCAUCCUCCGCCGCCGACUCUUCGCCCUCCCAGCCACGACCAUCCGAAGGCGGAAGCGGGCAGCCAAAGACGUGCGUGCACUGCGGCCAGCAGCUCGACAACUUCGGCGCAGUCGCGUCUGCCUCGGACCCAGCACCCUCGAUGCCGGCACCCAGUCCGUCUUCGAUUGCUUUUGCACCCGAUGGCCUGCUCCACCAGAAUGGCGACAACCAGCCGCAAUCAUCGCUCACCUCCGCCAUCAAUGCUGCAGCUGCGGCUGCUCUGUCUCGGCACCUGGCCGCAUCGUCGGCAGGGCCGUCGGUGUCGGGCAGCGCCGAUGGCGAGGCCCACGCCAUCUGCUCCCGCUGUUCGGCUGCUUCCGAAGCACCAGCGCCGGACGAGUUCCGGGCUCGGCUGGGCCCGCGGAGCCCAAUCAGCGCAUCUCAGGGCGAUCAGAGCGACCUUGAGAUGCCCUCGAGCGCCCACAGCACACACACACCUCUUAACCCCCAAGAGCCCGGCCCCGACCUCGCGGCCGUAGCCACACGCCAAGAGGCACGCCAGCACACCCGCAGGCCCGACCACCUUCAGCGGCCUCCCUCACACUCGGAUCUGCUCGCUGGCGACCAUACCACAUCAAUCUCUCCUGCUACUAGAGCUGCCGCCGCAUCCGCCUCGCCUGCCGCCCCCGCCACUACAUCGCGACCCCCUACUGGAGCCGCCUCUACCGACCCAUUGCACAUUCCCGGCUCCAGCACAGCAUCGGCAGCUGCAGCCGCCCUGCCGGCGUCUCCGCCACGCCGCCAAGCUCCCUGGGCGACGGGGCCCCGAUCACCGACUUCGGCCGCGCCGCUCUCGAUCAAUGUCGGCAACAUGGGCGCGGGCGGGGAUGCCGUCGGGCCCUAUCCUCCUUCGACCGACGAUCCCGACUUUCCUCCGCUGAGCCGUGCCGCAACUUCGCCCACGCUUCGGUCCCCGACCUCGCCAGGUCGUUCGCCCACGCGUGAGAGGGGAAGGCUACGUUUCGUGCCAGGGUCCCCACCCAACUCAUCCUCGCGCAUCCCCACGUUGGAUGAGCACGCCACAGCCGCGCCGUCAAGCUCACCCUUCCUGGCAAGGUCUGGAAGCUUUUCGAGGAGCCUGAGCUACAAUGUCGCGAGCGGCCACGACGCUUCCACAGCCAGUCCCAGCGGCGCCGCCCCGAUCGUCAGCUUCCCUCCGGCCGCCGGCUACCAACCCGCCCUCGGUACUUCCCCACCGGCUGGAAGGCUUCGACGCAGCAGCAGCUCGAGCAGCGGCAUCAAUGUACCGGCACCAGCAGGCGCAAUACCCGGCGCGGCGAGGGUGCGACGACCCUCAGUCACUCGUCGCCUCAGCCGAUCUAGCUCCUCGACUGGCCCCACCUCGAUCCCCUUUGCCGCGGUGGGCAUGGGUGCAUCGGCUACCGACUUUGCAGGGCGGUACGCCAUCGAGGAGGAUCCCUUCGGCCCCUCCUCGAUGACUCGACCCAGGCUCAGCACGAUACCCACCCACGCCAUCUCUGACUCUCUGGCCGCCUCCGGGCCAUCUCGCGGCUACGUCCUCACUGCGCCCAUGGCCCGCUCGACUUCGGGCAGGGACGACAGCUCGGCUGGCAGGACGCUGCCCAACCCCCUCCGCUUCCCCUACUCCAGGUCUUGCGAAGGCCAAGGCAGCGGGAGCGAUGCGGCGGCUAUGGAAGUCGACCCUGUUCCGGCAGCGCGUCAAGACGCCACCCUCGCCUCCAAGAUCCGCGUCGACCAGUGUCGGUGGUACGAUCCGCUGCGGCCUGACCCUCUGAUGGAACUGUCACGCCUGCGAUCGCCUCCCAAGGGCCGAGGGUGCCUCUUCCCUGGCGCCGUCUUCAACGGAACGCAGAAGAGCGGACGAAAUAGCUACGAUGUGACGGUGCGGAUUGUGAAUGUCGACAUGGAAAACUCGCACCUCUGCGGCUACCUGAACAUCCGCGGUCUGACCGAGGACUGGCCGGAGCUGACAACUUACUUCGACGCCGAGAUCAUUGGCGAUCGGCAUGGCUUUGUCACGGGCAAGUGGGGAGCGACCGAGGCCGACGAUCUCAAGCACUGGGCUCGCUUCCCGCCGUUCCGCCCGCUCCGCAGCGGCCUGACCAAGCCCGGGCUCAAGUUCAGCCACCACAACAAGCCGUACGUCUUUAUGCGAUGGAAGGAGCGCUUCCUCGUCCCCGAUCACCGCGUGCGAGACAUCAACGGCGCCUCGUUUGCCGGCUUCUACUAUGUCUGCGUCGAGCUCGGAGGCGACACGGCGAGGAGGCCGACCCACACGCCUGUCGGAGGCUUCGGGGCCACGUCGCCGUCGUCGGAGUAUCCCUUCUCCCACGAUGGCGCCACUGCCGGCGGGGGAGGGUGGUACGCGGCGACGACACGAUCCACCGCCAACCGGCGCCGGGAACUCUCUGUCGGCAACGCUGCGGCGAGCAGCAGCAUCUGGCCAUCGUCUCCAUCCUCGCCGCCGCCGGCUUCCUCGAGCAGCCCCGUGCACCCGUCCGGAGCGGGAUCGGCGAACAAGGACCGCAACGACGACGACAUGCGGGACGAGAGGAUGUCGCCCCACCACCACCAGCAGUACCGCGACGACAUCGAGGAGGGUAUCUCUGCCGGAAAGAUGCUGGGCUUCUACUUCCACGAAAACUCGGAACCGUACCAGCAACUGUCCCUGCACCACGUGCACGAACGCUCUACAUCAGGCUUCGAGAUGCGCUAG